UAGUAUAUUUUUAGUCCGGCGAGCGAGGAACAGCCGCAGCAGGCGACAUCCAACAUGGCCGCUUCCUUGUCCAGUUUGUUUACCAUCAAACUGAUCAACAAAAUACCUCACACUUCAGGUUGUUUACUACAGUUACCAACAUGCAGCUUACAUACAACCAGUGUGGCUUGCAAAUAUCCAAAUUGGAAAAUGAUUAAGGAGGUUAAGAAUCGGAAAGCUGUGAAGGACUUUGCCUUUGAAAGGAUCAACGUUAAUGCUCUCAGGAAGAACAAGAUCAUUCCACCUGCAAUUAAGGAAAUAGCCGACAAAGAGAUAGCUGCGCUGCCUCGUAAUUCUAGUAUCUCUCAGCUACAUAAACGGUGUAUGCUGACCUCCAGACCCCGUGGGCUUGUUACCAGAUGGAGAUUGUCACGUAUAGUAUGGCGUCAUGAAGCAGAUUACAACAAGUUGUCUGGGGUGCAGCGAGCCAUGUGGUGAAGUGUCGGGUUGAGGUGUAUAGAACUACUGUUAAUUAAUUUGAUUAAUGUGUAAGAUAUUGAGAUACAACUACCAUCAUUUUACACUGUUGAAGAUAUUAUGACAUAGUUAUAAUUAUUUGGCAUAACAGCAUGUAUGGUAUGUUAUUCCCACUUUGAAUUUAGUUUUGUAUAAUGGAGUACUGUACCGGUAAACAGCAAAAGUAAGAAAAGAACUAUUAAAUUAUUAUUAUAUUUUUCUUAUUCAAGUUGAUAUCUUCUUUGUAAAUACUGGACACGACAUGUGUCAUAAAAUAUUUGCCCUAUUAAAGAAAAUCACUUAUAAGUUUCUAGA
Molecule: messenger RNA, 810 nt
Organism: Homarus americanus (American lobster)
Lineage: Eukaryota; Metazoa; Arthropoda; Malacostraca; Decapoda; Nephropidae
Gene: mRpS14
Product: 28S ribosomal protein S14, mitochondrial-like
Exons: 4
Coding region: 55-477 (140 amino acids)
Biological process (GO): translation
Cellular component (GO): mitochondrial small ribosomal subunit; ribosome
Molecular function (GO): structural constituent of ribosome
Source: RefSeq, a predicted model, not a curated record